CACUGCAUGGGGGCCCCAAAAAGGGCAGGGGACUAAUGGAAGGGGUCCCCAAUACCUGGCACUGGUGCUGUGCCCCCAGGGUCCCGCUGCUGCCCUGCUCCCCUGUUCCCUCCUGUUGUGCCCCCACACCCAGGGACCCCGCAGGACCCCAGCGCUGUGCUGGGGGCUCUCCCUGGCUGGGGAGGCGCAGCCGGGCAGGGCCAGGUGUUUCGGGGCUGUUUGGGAGCUCCGGGCAGUUUUAUUGCGCAAGGAAAGAGCCGACCUCAGCAGAUUUCGGUGCUUCCAGCGCCGGGGCAGCGCCGGCCGGUUGGAGGGAUCAAGUCCCUGGCUCCAAAACUCCUGAAGCGGGGCUGGCGGGGGCUUUGUUUGCAAGGGCCGGGCUGGGUCUUGGCAUGCAUUCGGCUGAUGCAGGCAAACUCCAAAUCUCCUUGCCAACAAACCCAACAAAGCGGGCGACUCGAAUGUGAAAGCUAAUGAAAUAACUCCGCGACUUGGGGUUUGGGGAGACAAUGACCGCGGCGCGUCAGCUGACCCCGGUUUUCAUUGGGUUUAAUCCUGCAUUCCCGCUUUGAAUCGUGCUCUGACCGUGCUGUAAAUAGCUCGGGCACCGCUCUCCUGCAGGCGCAGUAUAAAUUGCCCCUCUCGGUCCCAGCCCUUCACUGGCUCAAGCGGGUACUGGUACAACUGAAGCAGACGGCCCGGCUGAGGAUGGCUUCCGAACACCAGAUGCCAGCCUCCAAGCAGCAGCCAGCCAGCUCCAAGAUUGCCAUCUUCGAGCAGGAGAACUUCCAGGGCCGCUGCCAUGAGCUCAACGGCGCCUGCCCCAACCUGAAGGAUGCCGGCGUGGACAAAGUGGGCUCCAUCCUCGUGCACUCCGGACCCUGGGUGGGCUACGAGCAGGCCAGCUGCAAGGGGGAACAGUUUGUGUUUGAGAAGGGGGAGUACCCCCGCUGGGACUCCUGGACCAACAGCCGGAGAAGCGACAGCAUCACCUCCCUGAGACCCAUCAAAGUGGUGAGAGCACCCAGACAGCCACUACCCACCCGCCAGACCAAGGUCUGCAGCCACAACUCUUCCCCCGCCUUCCCCCGGGCCCCCAGCCCCGCGGGAGGAGGAGGACCCCUCCCGUGCACCCUGCCCCAGCUCCACUGGGGACCCAGGGGAGCCCCCGGGGGGGGUCGGUGGGAGCACGGGGAUGGGGAGCGGUGGCCCAGGAGCUCAGGACGUCUGCUGGUAAGUCCAGGAGUGCCCUUGGGGGGUGCCGGGUCUCUGAGCUGGGGGGACACAGAGCGGGAGGACACAUCAGGGGGAGGCCCGGCGCGCGGUGCUGCUCCCCUGCCUCGGUUUCCCCGCAGCCCCCCGGGGCUUUGCCCCCCCUGGCCAGCCCCAGGAGCAGUGGGCGCUGACCCCAGGCCUCUGCUUCGCCCCGCUGCAGGACAGCCAGGAGCACAAAAUCGUGCUGUACGAGAACCCCAGCUUCACCGGCAAGAAGAUCGAAAUCAUCGACGACGACGUGCCCAGCUUCCACGCGCACGGCUACCAGGAGAAGGUCUCGUCCGUGCGGGUGCAGAGCGGCACGUGGGUGGGCUACCAGUACCCCGGCUACAGGGGCUACCAGUACCUGUUUGAGAAGGGGGACUACAAAGACAGCUCAGAGUUCGGCGCCCAGCACCCCCAGAUCCAGUCGGUCAGGCGCAUCCGGGACAUGCAGUGGCACCAGCGCGGCGCCUACCACCCCUCCAACUAAACCCCCCGGCCCCCCCGGGA
Molecule: messenger RNA, 1767 nt
Organism: Anas platyrhynchos (mallard)
Lineage: Eukaryota; Metazoa; Chordata; Aves; Anseriformes; Anatidae
Source: RefSeq, a predicted model, not a curated record